CCCAGCAGUGAAGUAAAAGAGAAGGAACCGACCGGUUAGAGAGCAACACAACACUGUCAGAGCCUUAAGAAAGACAAGCUGGUAGCUGCACAAGAAAGAUACUGUAUUCAACAACAAAUGGAUUACAUCAUCAUCCAUUCAUGCUAACACUGCUUCCAUGCAUGUACAUGCACACAUGCAAACACAGACAUUACGUUUUGACCUCAUGUCAGAGCCUCCUAAGUGCUGCAUCUGUCUGGAUGAGUUCACCAGGCCUGUCCCCCUCCCCUGUGGACACUGCUUCUGCCUGAGCUGUAUUGGCGAAUACUGGAGGAUCAAUGGGGCCUGUCAGUGCCCCCUCUGCAAGGCCCUCUUCCCCUCCAGGCCACAGCUCAAAACAGACCACACACUACAUGCUGCUGCCCAGACUGAGGAAGCAGCUGCGCCUUUAAAAAGCGGAGAGGUUGUCUGUGAUUUCUGCCCAGCGAAGCGAAGAGCAAUCAAGUCCUGCCUGAAGUGCCUGGCCUCAUAUUGCACCUCUCAUCUGGAGCCACACUACCAGAGUGAAGAGCUUGGGCGCCAUCUCCUGAUCAGUGUGGUGAAGAACCUGGAGGACUCUGUGUGUAGACUGCACGGGAGGCAGUUAAACAGGUUUUGCAGGAGUGAUCAAGCCUUCAUCUGUGCCAUGUGUGCCCAGACAGAACACAGGGGCCAUCGCAUUGUUUCUAUCAACAAGGAAGCUGCAAAGAAAAAGGUCAAACUAAAAUGGAGAAGGAUGAAGAUUCAGCAAGCCAUUCAAGAGAGACUGAGUAGAGUCGAUACAAUCAAGCUUUCUGCAGAUCUAAGUGGAGAAAAUCCGAAAGAGACAUGGGCCCAAAAUAAAGAGCUCAUCAGACAGCUGGAGGAGGAAAUCUUGGAGCUGCGGAGGAGAAACGCUGAGCUGGAGCAGCUCUCACAGACCGAAGACGACCUCCACUUCCUGCAGAGGUUUCUACACACUGCUUCGUCUUAACGAUUGGACAAACAUGUUGAGGAUUCACCUUAAAGAGCACUGGGACAAAGUUUUUGUUUUUUGAAAUGGUUAUUUGCAGUAGAAUACCUAUUUGGAUUGUGUGUUUCCUUCAAAGUAAUAGUUUGACCUGUGGAAAUCCACUUACUUUCUGAUGGAGAGUUAGAUGACAAGAUCGAUACUACCCCACAUCUGUCGAUUAAAUAUGAGGCCUGGUCAUUUAGUUUAGCAUAAGUGGAAACUGUGACAAAAUUCACCUAUAAACAGCUCUUAAGCUAAAUUACUAACAAGUUAUAUUUCAUUUAUUACCAGGCUACCAAGCAGAGUUUGGAGAGUUAGAGCAAAGAAAUAGUUUGGGACACAGACCUCUUGUAUAAAGGUGAAUUGUCAUUUUUACAUAUUGUUUUUUGUAUUAAACAAAAAAGGUAUAAGCCUGUGACAGGAUGGGCUUUUAUUUCCUUUUGCACAAAACUGUUGCUCAGCAAAGAUGGGAAAUACAAUCAUUAUUUAAAACCUCUU
Plectropomus leopardus (leopard coralgrouper) is the source of this 1507-nucleotide messenger RNA. Its product is annotated as E3 ubiquitin-protein ligase TRIM47-like. The record is from RefSeq and is a predicted model, not a curated record. Gene Ontology annotation, molecular function: zinc ion binding. NCBI's taxonomy places the organism in Eukaryota, Metazoa, Chordata, Actinopteri, Perciformes, Serranidae.